AUGAUGUUCUUGAGCAGCACGUCUGGGAGCACGGGGAAGCCGCGGAUCGCUUGUGAAUGGCCUGGCUGCAGUGUAACGAAUGUAUCACCCAGUGAUUAUAAGAUUCACAUGCGCAGUCACACAGGCGAGCGUUCGUACGCAUGUACGUACCCUGGUUGCGGCAGGGCUUUUGCAACCAGUAACGUACUCAAGUUGCAUGAGAACGCCCAUGUGCCUGUACCCACCCUGGAUGCACAAGGACCUUCACUCAAUCCGGCCAGCGUAAUAUUCACAUGCACACUCACAUGGUUGCACGGGAGUAUCCUGGAUGCGACACCGUCCAGACAGACUAGUCUACAUACAACACAGAUGCACACACCAGAACAGGGACCGUGCGCCUCGCGGUGCAUUCAUGAAGUGUGGGUGGGUUUUAUCGAUUCACCUACCAAUACAUAAUAACCAUUUUUGCUUUAGGGAACAUUCUGGAGCUAAGAGCGAUUUACUACUAUAAUCCUAUGCCGUAUAGCUAGGCUCAUAGAGGCAUGUGCCCCUGUG
Sphaeroforma arctica JP610 is the source of this 534-nucleotide messenger RNA. RefSeq lists its product as hypothetical. Bases 1 to 435 code for a protein of 144 amino acids. The record is from RefSeq and is a predicted model, not a curated record. Lineage: Eukaryota; Ichthyosporea; Ichthyophonida. The transcript is spliced from 2 exons. Gene Ontology annotation, cellular component: nucleus. Gene Ontology annotation, molecular function: DNA-binding transcription factor activity, RNA polymerase II-specific; RNA polymerase II cis-regulatory region sequence-specific DNA binding. Gene Ontology annotation, biological process: regulation of transcription by RNA polymerase II.